This is a messenger RNA of Durotheca rogersii, 4685 nucleotides long. RefSeq lists its product as uncharacterized. The record is from RefSeq and is a predicted model, not a curated record. Bases 102 to 4592 code for a protein of 1496 amino acids. The transcript is spliced from 6 exons. Gene Ontology annotation, molecular function: protein binding. Lineage: Eukaryota; Fungi; Ascomycota; Sordariomycetes; Xylariales; Xylariaceae.
AUAUUAUAUACCUGCACACAGAAACCUCCAAGCUCCUGACCAGCCCAGAAUCCCUACAUAGCACAAUUGACACACGCUAUCUCGAUCCCAGGCAUCCCACAAUGGCCAACGCCGAGUCGCCGUUGGCGAAGCCCUUUCGUAGAAUAUUCAAAAGGCUGCAGUCGAAGCCGAAGCCGCCAACACCCUCCCCUCCUCCACAAGAGACUGGCGAUGAAGCGCGUAGGGCUGGAGACGAGGGCGCCCAGUCUACGCUCCAGCUAGCGACAGACUCGACGCCCGCCGAGCACGCGUCCGCACCCCAACAGGAACCCAUCUUGGCCGUCUCUCAGCCUGAACCAUCACCGCCUGUAAUUUCGGAACUCCCGGAGACAACCCCAGCACCAACACCCGCGCCGGCACCAGUGACAGAAUCGGCACCGGCACCGACGCCAGCGGCGGAACCAGAACUAGCACCGGCACCCGUAUCAGAACCAGCACCAGUACCGAUCCCGGUAGCAGAGCCAGAGCCAGAAUCAACACUAGAACCAGCACCAGAGCCUCUGUCAGAGCCAGCACCGGCACCAGCACCAGUAGUAGAACCAGCACCGUCACCAGCAGCAGAGCCAGAGCCAGAAUCAGCACUAGAACCAGCACCGGCACCCAUGUUAGAACCAACACCGAUACCAGUAACAGGACCAGAGUCAGAACGAGUGCCGGAACCAGUGCCAGCACCAGCAACAGAAGCAGCACCGGGACCAGCGCCUGAACUGGUGCCGGCGCCGGUAACGAAAGCAGCACCGGAACCAGCGCCUGAACCAGUGCCAGAACAGUCACCGGUACAAUCGCCAGAACCGUCGCUAGAGCCGUCGCCGGCUCCAGCCACCGUUGACCCUGUUCCGGAUGAUAAUCUAUCUGUGGCGUCUACACCUUCGCAGCCGCCCGUCGAGACGGACCCGGAAUCCACUGUCCACAGCGAUGCUACCUCCGACUCUGUGCAGGCAGACGAAGCGACGCAGGUCGUUGAGGUCCAGCCUGCCGCAGUUCCCGUCCCAUCCCAGAUAGAGAGCCACAUUCCGCGAGAGAGCGCGCUUGAGACGCCUCAAAGAGCUGAAGAGGCGCCCGUGAGCAUCGAAGAUGUGAACCAACUUGCAGAUGAGAGGGAGGAACAGAACGUGCUAAACCUGCUCUCUUCCGUGAACAUCGACUCCAAGCAUUUGCGGCUGCGAAAACGCAUCAACGACAACGUGAAAACGUCCGGCCAGUGGCUACUAGACGAAGCUGUGUAUAAGCGGUGGAGAAGCACGCCUGAGAAGUAUUUGUGGCUUCAAGGCCGGGCGGGAUGUGGAAAGUCUUAUAUCUGCUCGACCGUCAUCGAAUCUCUGAAAGAGGACCUUGUCAAGGAUCACUCGAGAGCUCUGGCGUACUGGUAUAUCCAGUACGAUCAAGCGGACACCCAGAACGCCGACAAUCUAGUCUCCUCGCUCAUACGCCAGCUGGCCGCCGCGAUGUGGUUGUUCCCGGAGAAGAUUCGAAGCCUCGUGCACGACCACGUCGACCAGAAUUCCCGCCCCAGCAGCGAGGAGCUCGUUCAAGUCCUGGAUUCCAUCAUAUCCACCAUCGACAAGGAGGUAUACAUCGUUAUCGACGGGCUUAACGAAUGCCCGUUGGGCGAGGGUGGAAAAGACAGGAAGGAUCUGCUGGCCGUCAUUGGAACUCUGGUGCAGAGAGACUACGACAAUAUCCACCUCCUUAUCGUGGGGAGAGAGGAGCCUGACAUCAAGGACUACCUGAGCCAGCUGGGGAGCGAUGGCAAGGAUCCCUUCGACGUGUUCAACGUCGAGGAGGGCGUUGCCAGCGAUAUCAAGGCGUUCGUUUCGAACAGGGUAGCGAGCGACAAGCACCUGACCGGCUUAACGAAGAGGGUGAAGAAAUCGAUCUCCAACAGGCUUACUAAAAACGAAGACGACAAAGGGAGCAAAUCGCCAUCGUUCCUCUGGGUAGCGUCCAUCCUCCAGGAUAUGGUGGACUGCCACGGCGACGAGAAGGCGGUGAAGUUGAAGAUGAGGAACAUCGCGCCCACGAUGGAGAAGAGAUACGAAGAGACGCUGCACAAAGUAAACUGGGAAGACUCCGAGAAGCUGAAGACCGUCCUGCAUCUGCUGUCGGAGUCGAUGAGGCCGCUGACGAAGGGCGAGAUCGCACUGCUAUCGGGUGUUCCGAACGCGAAGGAACUCGACCGCAUCUGCCCCGCCACCCUCGCCAGGAGCCGUCGAGAUUACCUGCCGGUCAGCGGCGAGACGCAUGCGCAGUCUCGCGAGGUCUUCGCCUUCGUCCACUUCUCCGUCAAGGAAUAUCUUGAGUCGCCGAGGCUGAAGCAGUCGAAGAACACGAAGCUCGCCCGCUUCUCCACGGAAGAGAGAGAGAGGCACGCGUACAUAGCGAAGAAGUGCCUCGACUGCCUUCUGACCGAGGUGGAGGACCCGUUCACGAGCUACUACAUGGCGGAAUCGACGCGCGAAUACGCGGCGCGGAACUGGUUCCGACACGUCGGGAUCGCGACGGAAGAGGAGUUCCUGAGCCAGUUCCAGGAGUCCCCGAUCCGCCGGCUGCUACAGUCAACCUCUCCGAUCUUCCACUCGUGGCUCCAGGUCUUCAACCCGGACAGCGACUCGGUCCUCGGGACCAAGGAUGCGGGGAGGUGGAAUCCUCGGGACCCCAGCAACUUCGGCCCGCCGCUCUACUACGCCAUUCAUCUCGGGCUGCUCGUCACGGCGGAGCAGAUCAUCAAGGAAGACUACAUAGACAUCAACCUCCCGGGCGGCCUGGGAGGCACCCCUCUGCAGCUGGCGGCGUUCCGGGGGUACAAGAAGACUGUGCAGCAGCUGCUGGACCGCGGCGCCGACGUGAACGUGCCGGGCAAGCAGCACGGUUCCGCGCUCUACGCCGCCGCCAGUCAGGGCAACGUCGAGCUCGUCCAGAAAUUCCUCGGCCUGAGAGCCGACACGAACAUGAGGGAAGACGCGGCGUUCGGAAACGCGCUCCAGGUCGCCGCCUAUAACGGCUUCGACGACAUAGUCCGCCUGAUCAUCGCGCACGGAGCCGACGUCAACGCCGCCGGGGGGGUCAUGUCCAAUGCUCUCCACGCCGCCGCCGUCUCCGGACACCUGCAGACGGUCUCUAUCCUCCUCGAAUGCGGCGCCCAGGUCAACAAGAUCGGCGGCCCCCUGGGCACGGCCCUGCAGGCGGCGCUGACCGGCGGCUUCGACGAGGUCGUGGCCAAGCUCGAGGCCGAGGGCGCCGAGCGCGACCGCCACGGCCUGGCCUGCUGGAUCAACGUCUACGAGUCCUUCGGUGCCGAUUCUUACACCCUCGCCGAGAAUAACCUGGUCCACGGCGAGUUCCCGGAGAUCAUACUGCACGGGCAGCAGAUCCCCAGGGAGCUCGUGCUCGGGGGCCAGAGGCUGGUCGCCGCCGCCCUCGUCCGGUCCCAGCUCCCGCACCUCGAUAUGCUCCAGGUGUCGAUGGACAGGCUCCAGCGGUACUUCCUCCUCAAGACGCCCUUCUACUACCAGCUGCGGGCCAUCCAGAGAGUCAUCCCGCAUUUCGUCGCCGACCUGGCGGACCUGAGCAAGGACGGGUUCAAGUACCGGGCGCUGUUCUGGGCCGGCAUCGACGCCGUGCUCGAGGCGCUGCCGUACCUUGUCGGAGACUUCAUCGACGAGAUCAAGCACAACCCCCCCAACAACUACGACAGCAACAACGACGACCCCGACGCCCCGCAAGCCGACGCCGCCGACUUCCUGAGCUACGCGGACAACCUGGACGCGCGCUCCGAGACCGCGUGGCCGCACGCGCACAAGCCCGAGUACCCGCUGCUCAACCGGGAGCACCACUACUCGUUCACGACGGGGUACGAGCUGAGCGACCUGUCGGUGGUGCAGUUCGCGCAGGAGCGGGCGAAGGCAGAGGCCGCGCCGGAGUCCUCCUCCGCCGCCGCCGCCGCGGAGCUCGUGCCCGGCGGCGUGGCCCUGGGCGGGGUGCUGGAGCUGGUGGCGGAGAUCGUGCAGGUGGGCGCGGCGGUGGACUACUACGAGCGGGCGGUGGCGGCGCUCGCGGACAAGGGCCCGGCGGCGCAGCUGGCCGAGGGCAUCGGCGAGCUGUGCUACGAGCUGUUCCUGACGCUGGCGCGGCUGGUGCGCCUCGUCGACGUGCGCGACCCCAAGGCGAUCCGGCUGGCCGCCAUCCGGCCCAAGGUGCGGCUGCUGCGCGCGGUGCGGCUGGCGCGCAUCCGCGAGCUCGACGGCUUCUGCCGCCAGCAGCUGGCGCUGCAGGCGCCGCCGCCGCCGCCCGCGAACCUCGCCGACGACGUCUCCGCCGGCGUCGCCGGCCAGCUCCAGGCCCUCGUCGCCCAGCAGGCCGCCGAGAUCCGCGACGACGCCGCCCGCCAGCUCCAGGGCCUCCAGGCCGGCCUCCUCGCCGACGUCCAGGCCCGCAUCGCCGCCCACAUCGAGGCCGAGCUGACCAAGUUCUCCGAGCGCAUCAUCGCCGAGGUCGCCGACAAGAUGCGCCUCGAGCUGUCGAAGCGGUUCCCUGCCGCUGACCCCGCCGCCUGAGACCGUCAAGCUACGACAACUACUACGGCUACUGAGGCUCCAGAAGAAUGAUAACGGUGGAGUCGCGGAGACUUUGAGCAGGAGAAGAGGAGG